CCAAAAGUGAUUGAUAUCUUUCUCCACCGCCCCACCUCGUGAUGACAGACGUGGAGAUGCAGUCGUGCUUGCUCAAGGAAGGCACCAGUGUACAGAGCAUAGACUACGACAACGCCACCGUCAUGGGUGUCCGUCCUUAUGGUCGUGUGAUUGCACUGGCCAUGACGUUGAACUGCAUGAUUGGAACGGGCUGUUUCGGUCUGCCCUUCGCCUUUGCGUCCGCUGGCAUCAGUCUCACGUCCUUGCUCCUCCUUCUUGGCACCGUGGGAUCCCUCGUGACAAUGAACUACACGCUGGAGGCCAUGGCACGCGCGGAAGGACUAUCAUCAACUCAUCAUCCCACCCAUCAUCGGCUCACGUAUCGGCGACACAACUUUAGCUGCAUCGGGCACCUCUUCGCUGGCCAAACAGGGUACACUAUCGUCCAAAUCCCGCUCGUGCUGUAUUCAUUCGGCUGUUUGUGGAGCUUUGCAUCCAUCUUUGCUUCAUCCUGUGCGUCCAUGUUCUACACAUACGUCGUUGUGGGCGACACCUGCAACGCCUACGCGUUCGAUGCUACGUCUGGUUGCACAGCUGCCUACUUGGCGAGCAUGUUUGUCUUCUCCAUUCUCGUGGUGGGGCUGGUGCUCAUGGAGAUGGGAGAUCAAGCACGCAUCCAGAAGUUCCUCACUAUCUACCGCAUCGUGGCGCUUUCGCUCAUGGUGGGAACGAUGUCCUUCAAGCUGUACGUCGACGGCUGGGGCGCCAUCCAAGCGCGGCUAUUGGCGCGGGACGUGAGAACCACAUCUUCGUUUGCCCACUUCAGCCUCGCGUUUGGGUCUACCAUCUUGGCGCUGAAUUGCCAUCACAACAUGCCAGACAUCAUGCAACCGUUAUCGUCGAAACAGCAUGCGAGGCAAGUAGCGUUCGUGGCCAUUGUUAUUGGGUGUGUCUUUUACUUUCUCGUGGGGAUUCUCGGGGCGCUAGCGUUCGACCAUGUUAACCCCCUCGCGAGUCUCAUGUGGAGCGACUUCACCGGCUGCGGCAACGGAUGGCACCCAUGCUCAUCCUCCUCUGUGCCUGGCAAACCACCAACCUCCACGUGGCUAGGCUCCGCCGUGCAUAUCAUUGUCAUUAUGUUUCCUGUCGUGAACAUCCUCGCCCCACUCGGCCCCUCCAGCGCCGUUCAAGUCGCCCGCAUGCUCGCCGUCCUCCCGACCCUCGUUCUCGCCGCCGUGUUCAAGAACCUCGACGACAUCUUCACCGUCACAGGGCUCUUUGGGUUUGUCAUUGGCCUUGUCGUGCCUUGCUGGUUCCAAGUCGUGGGCAUCUCCGCCUGCCGCCGAUUUGCCCACGACCAACCGAGCCACACUCCGUACACUAUUUCAUGCCUUAGUUCUGUGGCAACUGCAACGGUCGUGCUGAGUGUGAUGCUGCUGGCCACGGCAGUUGCCACCGUGUCGAUACUGGUCCAGCGGUAAAGAAAUCUACUCGACGUACUACAGUACAGUGUACUAUAGUAAUACCGUACUACAGUAUUGACAUGGUGUCGG
Molecule: messenger RNA, 1532 nt
Organism: Aphanomyces astaci
Lineage: Eukaryota; Oomycota; Saprolegniomycetes; Saprolegniales; Verrucalvaceae
Exons: 2
Coding region: 42-1460 (472 amino acids)
Source: RefSeq, a predicted model, not a curated record